AAUGAAGUCUUCUUGACAUCAGCACAACAUUCAUUUAAUCAGACAAUGACACUCAUGUCAUUCCAUCAGGCAACAACUUCAACGGUAACAAGAACAGCUGUACAGCGUGCACUCGUGCUGCCUGAAAUCAGAUCACAGAUUGGGUACUUCUUGCUUGGCUGUAAUAGGGAUCUUAUCGCAUGCAUGCUCGUUUGCAAGGCCUGGAAGGUGGAUUUUAGACGAUUACUCUUUCUUGAUCUCUCACUGACAAAGCGGACGUUUGGGCCAAUCCUGCUGCCACUGCAAUGGCGGUCACACAGCACACAUACGCUCUCACUGUCGAUUGAAGAACCAACCUUGAUUCCUCGGGGAAACAAAUUAAUUAACAAGGGGUACCGUCAAAACAACAGAAGCCCUGUCUUUAAAAAUAACUGCCCCAGUGACAUGAGUCAUGAGCAAGUCUCCCUUCGUUCUCCGGAUUAUAACAUGGAUCCUGCAACCCACUGCCCUAACUUACUGCAUCUCACUGUCAGACUCAACUCAAAACUACUUCCUCUGUGCUGCUGGACCAGAAGAGACGAAUGGGUUGAAGUAGGCGAAGAUGGUGUAAUUCAGGACGAGAGAAGUACACAGAAUCAAGAGGCUCUAUUCAAGACCAGCGUCGUGGUCCGAUAUGAUAGACAUCAGGAUGCAUUUCUUGUAAAGACCAGCAAUCGCAUUUUAUCACUACUACAUCAUCAUCCGCGACUACAAACCUUUCGUUGGAUUGGAGUUUCAGACACUCAUAUGGACCAGUUGGGUAAAUAUUUGUUGACAAAGCAACUUCAGCUGGUAGACCUGCAGCUGGAGCAGCUAAAAGCAUCUGUGACAGAAUUGAAUUGCAUCAUUUCCAACUGUCCAAAGCUACGUAGACUUCAUCUCAAGACUCUUCAUCUUGAAAAGGAACCAAACUGGCCAGACAUAACCACAGGGGACAAAAAUGAGUCAUCAAUGCAUCUAUCAACAUUGUUCAGGAUGGCUUCAUUGACGAACUCGGAUUUAACGACAUCUUUAGUACAGUUCGGACAGCAAACAGUGCAACAGGAACAGCAAGAACAGCAAAACACAACACUCGCCAUCCUUAAUCUUCAACAAGUCCGAUAUUUGACGCUUGAGAGCCCUCACUUCCCUCUCCUGCAGCUUUGCAUUUAUGCUCCAGCGCUAGAAAAGCUUUGUCUAUCUAAUUGUCACUUCCCUACCAGUUUCAGCCACGCUGUUGGAGCAAACUCCAGCCAACAACAAGAAAAUCUUGAUCCCGAUUUUGAUCCAUCUUCUUCAUCUUCGCCUCAUUCACCUGAAUUCAGUGUGUUUUGGAACUGUCCUCAGCUUCAAACCUACAAACACGAAGACGGGAGCAUACUGCCUAACUUAUUUGUUAAGGGCCUUAUGGAAUCCUCUCGCGAGAAUCUACACUCGGUUUCGUUGAUAUCCUAUACUGUCGAUCAGGAUUUUGUCACUGAGCUAAUUAAUCAUGACCAUUAUCGGGUGUUGACUCAUCUUGAUCUCCACAGUAGCACUUGGAUUAAGAGCACAGAUAUUCAGUCAUUAUUAUGCCAUUGCAACGAAUUGGUCGACUUUACGGGCCCACAAAAUGUUCUUUGGGGCGAAGAUCUGGUGGGUUCCCCCAUGUCGUGGGCAUGCUUAAAAUUAAAACGACUUCAACUAUUGGUUUGCAUGGCACGGCCAGAUUCUGUACUGUGGGAACAGAGCGUGCAACAGGGCCAGACCCACGAACCUUUGGGAUUCCCAUUGCAACGAAUCUUAGGGCCUGAAGCAGCAACUAGGUUUUUAUUAUCAGGGAAGGUGACCUUCGACCGUUAUUUUCAGCAGCAAACUCAAGUGGGCCGAUCGCUUGAAUACGUGGGAAAGGAUGAAGAAGAGGAAACGAAGAAGCAAGCAGAACACGGACAAGAAGCAAAAUCAGAUGAGUCCAUCACGCUAAAAGAUAUUCAGUUGGCGAUCUUUCAGCAGCUCCACAAGUUGACACAACUAGAAUUUAUUGAUCUCACAGGUGGAGGAUCAAUGUCAUUUCAUUUCUUGGUCGAGUAUCCACGCGGAAUCCCAUGGACCCUCCAUGCUGGGCUUGAUGAAUUGAAGAAUCUUGUCAAGAUGAAAGAACUUGUUGUUACGGGAUGGGAGGACCAGAUGACAAGACGGGAAGCUCAGUGGUUCAGACGCCACUGGCCUGAUUUGAGAGCGAUUAUCAAUAAAAGCAGCAACUCGGUGAUACAGGGCCAUCAAGAGCAAACUCAAAGUCAUCUAUUUAGUAAUGGGGAUGAAGCAAUAGUAGCGUCAGAGGACAGACAUGUAGGGUCGUCUGCUGCGAGUAGAGCCGUGUUUGAUAACGAUGAAUGCAAGCCAAAUGAGAGCCAGGUCGUUGGUUGGCUUGCGUUCGAGAUCUGUCUGGCACAGGAGUGGCCAGAGCGCUUUUCAAGGACCAAUGGGAUAUGAUGUUAAUUGAUAGAAAACUUUUUAUUUAAUACUAUUAUUAUUU
Messenger RNA from Lobosporangium transversale, 2512 nucleotides. RefSeq lists its product as hypothetical. The transcript has a single exon. The coding region runs from base 46 to 2469 and encodes 807 amino acids. Lineage: Eukaryota; Fungi; Mortierellomycota; Mortierellomycetes; Mortierellales; Mortierellaceae. The record is from RefSeq and is a predicted model, not a curated record.